Messenger RNA from Oreochromis aureus, 1090 nucleotides. RefSeq names its product eukaryotic translation initiation factor 4E-binding protein 1-like. The record is from RefSeq and is a predicted model, not a curated record. Gene Ontology annotation, molecular function: eukaryotic initiation factor 4E binding. The transcript is spliced from 4 exons. Lineage: Eukaryota; Metazoa; Chordata; Actinopteri; Cichliformes; Cichlidae. Gene Ontology annotation, cellular component: cytoplasm. Bases 219 to 575 code for a protein of 118 amino acids. Gene Ontology annotation, biological process: negative regulation of translational initiation.
CUCUCCUGCAGCCUGCUGUGCUGUUUUGUGUGCAUGUUGAGGCAGAGUGAGAGCGGAGGAACGUGUGCUCAGGUCCUUUUAAACAAAGAUCCUGGACACUAGUUCGUGUGUGUGAGUGCUUGUGCUUGUUGUAAUGUGACUGUUUUAGAUCCAGCCUUCCACUGUUUGCACAUAUGAAAACGAGUUAGCUAGUAUUAGUUUAUUGUAGUUGGGAGAAGAUGUCCACCGACUGCCAGAAGACCACCGCUAAGGCCAUCCCGUCGAUCAGGAGGGUGACGAUCAACGACGCGGAGCACAUGCCCCACGACUACUCCACCACCCCGGGAGGGACUCUGUUCAGCACGACCCCCGGCGGUACCAGGAUCAUCUACGAACGCAAGUUCCUGCUGGACUGUCGCAGUUCUCCGUUGGCCAGGACCCCUCCUGCCAACCUGCCAGUCAUCCCAGGAGUGACCAGCCCUGCCUCCAAGGACACCAGCAAGAACACUCGAAAUGGAGAACUACUGAACAACAACACCGCUGCUCCGGACAGUAGCACUGCUGGUGAUGACGCACAGUUUGAAAUGGACAUCUAGGUGAAGCCCAACAAAGCGCUGUGAAGAGAGGGGUACCGUCUCCCCCCCACCAUCACCUACUCCAUGUAGACAGAGGAUCUUAUCUCUGUCGGCCUCAUUUUUUGGAUCUGUAAUUACACUUUCACUGUCUGCCUCAAGGUUUCGGCCUGGUUUAUGUGUAACAAAAAGUGUGCCUUCAGGUAGUGGCUGCGAGUUUAAAACGAACACUGAGAAGUGCUUAACACCAACAGUGCCUCAUCGCUCGGUAAUAAAACAAGUCAGUGAAAAUGAGAAUCGAAUUGUCCGAAUUUCUAACCAUUCCAGAAAGGUUUUCACUCGAUGUGCUUUUAUUUCAGUGCAUUUCGCGACACCUCGAUUUAGAUACGGUCUGUCAGUAUUGCUCUCACAAACGAGCGCUUCACCUGAAGUGUAAAGAAUGUAAAACAGAAAUUUGUAGAUGACAUUUUGAAUCAGAUAUUUCGCUAUUUUAGGGUGAUUUUAAAAAAGAAAUUAAAGCAAAUACCAUUCAGACUUUA